AUGAGGAGCAGAAGCAAUUCCGGGGUCCGCUUGGACGGCUACGCUAGGCUGGUGCAGCAAACCAUCCUGUGUUACCAGAAUCCCAUCACGGGGCUGCUGUCUGCCAGUCAUGAACAGAAGGAUGCCUGGGUGCGAGAUAAUAUCUACAGCAUUCUGGCUGUGUGGGGCCUGGGCAUGGCCUACCGCAAGAAUGCCGACCGUGAUGAGGACAAGGCCAAAGCCUAUGAGUUGGAGCAGAACGUGGUGAAACUCAUGCGGGGUCUUCUGCAGUGCAUGAUGAGACAGGUGGAUAAAGUGGAGAAGUUCAAGCACACUCAGAGUACAAAGGACAGCCUGCACGCCAAGUACAACACUGCCACCUGCAGCACCGUGGUGGGUGAUGACCAGUGGGGCCACCUUCAGGUGGAUGCCACCUCCCUCUUCCUCCUGUUCCUGGCCCAGAUGACUGCUUCAGGUUUACGUAUUAUUUUCACCCUUGAUGAAGUUGCCUUCAUACAGAAUCUUGUUUUUUAUAUAGAAGCUGCAUAUAAAGUUGCUGAUUAUGGAAUGUGGGAACGUGGUGAUAAGACUAAUCAGGGCAUUCCAGAAUUGAAUGCAAGCUCUGUAGGAAUGGCCAAGGCAGCACUUGAAGCAAUUGAUGAACUGGAUCUUUUUGGAGCCCAUGGAGGACGCAAGUCAGUGAUCCAUGUCCUGCCUGAUGAGGUUGAACACUGCCAGUCUAUUCUGUUCUCCAUGCUGCCAAGAGCAUCGACGUCUAAAGAGAUUGAUGCUGGACUUCUUUCUAUUAUUUCUUUCCCGGCCUUUGCAGUGGAAGAUAUGAACCUUGUGAAUGUGACCAAAAAUGAAAUUAUUUCGAAGCUCCAGGGGCGUUAUGGAUGUUGUCGUUUCCUUCGAGAUGGUUAUAAAACCCCAAGAGAGGACCCAAACCGAUUGCAUUAUGACCCUGCAGAACUCAAGCUCUUUGAAAACAUUGAAUGUGAAUGGCCUGUGUUCUGGACAUACUUCAUAAUUGAUGGGGUCUUCAGUGGUGACGCUGUUCAGGUCCAAGAAUACCGAGAGGCCCUGGAGGGAAUAUUAAUCAGGGGCAAGAAUGGGAUCCAUCUGGUGCCAGAACUCUAUGCCAUCCCACCUAACAAGGUAGACGAAGAGUAUAAGAAUCCUCACACGGUGGACAGAGUUCCUCUGGGGAAGCUGCCCCAUCUGUGGGGUCAGUCCUUGUACAUCCUCAGCUCACUCUUGGCAGAGGGAUUCCUUGCCACUGGUGAAAUUGACCCCUUAAAUAGAAGAUUUUCCACUUCUGUUAAGCCUGAUGUUGUGGUACAAGUGACUGUUCUGGCAGAAAACAACCACAUUAAGGACUUGUUGAGGAAGCAUGGAAUAGACAUCCAGAGUAUUGCUGACAUUCACCCAAUCCGAGUCCAACCAGGCCGGAUCCUUAGUCACAUAUACGCCAAGCUGGGACGCAAUAAGAAUAUGAAAUUGAGCGGGCGACCAUAUAGGCACAUUGGCGUCCUUGGAACAUCUAAACUCUAUGUGAUUAGGAACCAAAUAUUUACUUUCACACCUCAGUUUACCGACCAGCAUCACUUCUAUCUGGCCCUGGACAACGAGAUGAUCGUGGAGAUGCUGAGGAUUGAGCUGGCUUACCUGUGCACCUGCUGGCGGAUGACGGGCAGACCCACACUCACCUUCCCGAUCACCCACACCAUGCUCACAAAUGAUGGCUCAGACAUUCAUCCUGCAGUUCUUUCUACAAUUAGAAAACUAGAGGAUGGAUAUUUUGGAGGAGCUAGAGUAAAAUUAGGGAGCCUUUCGGAAUUUCUCACCACGUCUUUCUACACGUAUCUGACCUUCCUGGAUCCAGACUGUGAGGAAAAGUUAUUUGAUGAUGAUUCCAACGAAGGGAGCAUCAGUCCUGAUAGCGAUUCAGAUUUGGGAGGAUAUUUCGAAGAGUCUUACAAUCGAGAAAGCCAGGAUGAACUUGACCAGUAUAUCAACAACCUCCUGCAGAGCACAUCGUUGAAAUGCUACCUGCCCUCUCUUCGUAAGAAGACUUCAGAAGACACCCAUGUUUUCAGUGCUAUCCACUCCACUCGGGAUAUACUUUCCGUGAUGGCAAAAGCAAAGGGUUUGGAAAUUCCAUUUGUUCCCAUGACUUUGCCAACUAAAGCUCUAAAUACACACCGUAAAUCGUUGAAUCUUGUUGAUUCUCCUCAUCCACUCCUAAAACAGGGUCCGGUCCCCGAAGGUGACUUCCAGUGGCCCAGAGAUGGUCAUGGCGAUAUGGACUGUGAGAAGCUGGUCGAGCAGCUGAAAGACUGUUCAAACCUACAGGACCAAGCAGACAUUCUGUACAUUCUGUAUGUGAUAAAGGGCCCCAGCUGGGACACAAAUCUCUCCGGACAGCAUGGAGUCACAGUUCAAAACCUCCUCAGUGAGCUCUACGGGAAAGCUGGCCUGAACCAGGAGUGGGGUUUGAUCCGCUACAUCUCUGGCCUGCUCAGGAAGAAAGUGGAGGUCCUGGCCGAGGCCUGCACAGACCUGCUGUCCCACCAGACGCAGCUCACAGUGGGCCUGCCACCAGAGCCUCGGGAGAAGAUCAUCUCUGCGCCCCUUCCCCCGGAGGAGCUCACAAAACUCAUCUAUGAAGCCAGUGGGCAGGACAUUAGUAUCGCCGUCCUCACACAGGAGAUUGUGGUCUACUUGGCCAUGUACGUCCGGGCUCAGCCCAGCCUCUUCGUGGAGAUGCUCCGGCUCCGGGUCGGACUGAUCAUUCAGGUGAUGGCCACGGAGCUGGCGCGGAGCCUGAACUGUUCAGGAGAAGAAGCUUCUGAAAGUUUAAUGAACCUCAGCCCUUUUGAUAUGAAAAAUCUCUUGCAUCAUAUUCUAAGUGGAAAGGAAUUUGGCGUUGAGAGAAGCAUGCGGCCUAUCCAUUCUUGUACAUCCAGCCCUGCCAUCUCCAUCCAUGAGGUGGGACAUACAGGAGUCACCAAAACUGAGAGGAGUGGCAUCAGCAGGCUAAGAAGUGAGAUGAAACAGAUGACUAGGCGAUUUAGUACCGAUGGACAGCUCUUUUCUGUGAGCCAGGCCUCAUCCAGCACCUCGCAUUGCUUCAAGUCUAUGAGGUCCAGCACCCCACCUUCGCCCACUGGCACAUCAUCGUCAGACUCAGGAGGGCAUCACAUUGGCUGGGGGGAGCGACAGGGCCAGUGGCUGCGCAGGAGAAGGCUGGACGGGGCCAUCAACAGGGUGCCUGUGGGAUUCUACCAGAAGGUGUGGAAGAUCCUUCAGAAGUGCCAUGGCCUGUCCAUCGAUGGUUACGUGCUCCCGUCCUCAACGACACGAGAGAUGACUCCGCAGGAGAUCAAGUUCGCUGUCCAUGUUGAGUCAGUGCUGAACCGUGUGCCUCAACCCGAGUACCGGCAGCUGCUGGUAGAAGCCAUCAUGGUGCUAACGCUGCUCUCAGACACCGAGAUGAAUAGCAUCGGGGGCAUCAUCCACGUGGACCAGAUCGUGCAGAUGGCCAACCAGCUGUUCCUGCAGGACCAGAUGUCGAUUGGCGCCAUGGACACCCUGGAGAAAGACCAAGCCACAGGCAUUUGCCACUUCUUUUAUGACAGUGCUCCAAGCGGGGCUUAUGGGACAAUGACCUAUCUAACAAAGGCAGUGGCUUCUCAUUUGCAAGAAUUGCUGCCCAAUUCAGGCUGCCAGAUGCAAUAG
Messenger RNA from Pipistrellus nathusii (Nathusius's pipistrelle), 3720 nucleotides. The record is from the annotation of a GenBank genome assembly. NCBI's taxonomy places the organism in Eukaryota, Metazoa, Chordata, Mammalia, Chiroptera, Vespertilionidae.